Molecule: messenger RNA, 495 nt
Organism: Candida tropicalis MYA-3404
Lineage: Eukaryota; Fungi; Ascomycota; Pichiomycetes; Serinales; Debaryomycetaceae
Exons: 1
Coding region: 1-495 (164 amino acids)
Source: RefSeq, a predicted model, not a curated record
AUGUCUCUUCUCAAGGUAAUUUUGCAACAUGACAUGACCAAUUCUUCCUUGUCCUUGGGGGUUAUCUUAUUUGUGAUAACAUCACUAUCCAACGGAACAUGCGAUAAGAGUAAAUCAAAGAACCCUCUAACAACAACAAUAUCAAAAGACUUUGAAUCGCCAAUAGAAAUUGCCAAUGCCCUGACUAGCAAACCAGGUUCAGGUUUCAAGCACAAUUGUGCUUCUUCAGAAAGAAUUGGAUUUCCCUUUGAAUCUUUGGAAUUGAUAAACAGGGGGAGUCUUCUACUACACCAAUGCAAAGCACCAAGUCGUCUCUCUGGAUUUCUAAUAAUGCAAAGAAACAUGCUUUGCCAAAAAUGGGAAUCAUCACCAAGUUUUAACUUAAAGAAAUCCAUCAAACUGAGCACAUCAUUGAAAACCUCCGAAUUUUCAUCAUCCAAUCCUGAAAGUAGACAUAAAAUAAAUGGCUUGGAGAUACUCCUCAAAGUUGGCUGA